This is a messenger RNA of Lindgomyces ingoldianus, 2222 nucleotides long. RefSeq lists its product as uncharacterized. Gene Ontology annotation, biological process: cell-cell adhesion. The record is from RefSeq and is a predicted model, not a curated record. Lineage: Eukaryota; Fungi; Ascomycota; Dothideomycetes; Pleosporales; Lindgomycetaceae. Bases 290 to 2128 code for a protein of 612 amino acids. Gene Ontology annotation, cellular component: plasma membrane. Gene Ontology annotation, molecular function: myosin binding. The transcript is spliced from 4 exons.
GCCCCAGUUCGACGGUCCCUGACCCUCCCCGAAUUCUGUCCAGCCGCCGACGAGGCCGCGCCAAACCAUACGUCUCCCUACUCUCACCUCGCACGCUUCACGGGGCGCGCGCUUUCCCCCAGGACAAUUGCUCUGCUCCAACGAGCUCGACGGCAGACGACACAUCUCUGACUGGAAGCCGAACCAGAAUCUCAACUGACUGUGCCUGCUGUGAGAGCAUGUCGCCUUAAGAGCGCGUGCUUCCCCGAUCCAGCUGCGGCAGUCACGAGACGCCGAAUCAUGAGAGUCGAUGGAGAACGUUAUCUACGAGGACUCACCCUUGGCGGAAUUUCUAGAAGGUGAAGGAAGAGGGACAAGCCCGCCUUCGCCCACCACAUCGUCCUCACCACCACCGGAGAGGCACAGCUUCGCCCCCCGAGGCCCGUCGACGCUCCAGUCCAGAAUACGGGAUCGGCUCCCACGCCCGCUGCGAAUACAAGUCGGCAGUACUAGUUCGGUUGCUAGGAUCCACGGCGCAUGCUCUAGGGCGGUGAACUCGAGGCUAGGACGAGCGGACAACCAGCGCUUUCUAGAACACUUUAGGUACCUCGUUGUCGCCUCUCAGCUUUUAAGUGAGCAAGGGGGUCUUCGGGCUGCAGCCAUCCCCAACUUCGCGUCCGACGAACGAGCCCAACAGCGAGAAUUCAGAGUCGCCACCACCAAUCUGACAGGUGCUGCCUUGACAGGAGCGACCGCGUUCAUACUCGUCUGGCUUGUACACUGGUCCCGAGGCCGAGCAAAUGGGUUCAGCAAGGGCAGGUUUUUCGUGGUGCUGCUGGUAUUUGCCGCAGUCACAACCACUUGCUACGCGUACGUCCGGCGCCAGUGGCUACAGUACCUCAGGCAGCAAGCCGUGGAGGGGGCUUCAGCCCUGGUCACAAACUUGCAGGCGUUUGAAGCGUCGACGUCAUCGGCUCUUGCAUUGAUUCAGGAGGUAGAGCUCGUUUCACGAGGAUAUCGCCUUAGCAGCCCUCUUCCUCCCAUCUCAAGAAUCGAAGAAAAGGGACAGGCACGCCGCUGUCACCGCCUGCGUCGAAGUCUACGCGCCGCGUUUGCUAGUGCCAUCCCAAUUUUUGCCGAGCAUUGUGGGAGCCUGAAGCAGCUCGUCGAGGAGGAUGAUUUGGAGAAAUAUCUGGAUGUCUACGACAUCAGCAACCCUGAUCUGCAAGAGGCGGCACAGGGAUACUCGGAAUCAGAGUUUGAGGAUGCCGAAACCUUGAAGGCUCUUCGUAUCUUGCAAUACCGUCUCUCCACUUUACGCCGCGUCUAUCUUUGCUCGCUUCUUGCCCUUGAGGCGGAUGGUGGAAAGCCUGAUUUCGCUCGGUGGACUGUAGCCGUGGACUCUAUGUUAAGCUUGGCUGCCCCUACAGGAGAUUGGAGUGAAAAACUGAACCGCAUACUUAGCGAAGAUGAGCAAUUUGUCCUGCCGUCUCCACAAAAGAUCCAGCCAACCCCUAGUCGGGAACGUUUGCGAAACUCUGUUAGGAAGCUCAGCUCCUUGUCUCAGGGGAUCCGUGGUCUCCAGGCUAAGAUGCAAAUUUUACGCGAGGAAUCUAACAAGACUCUUGAGGAGUCGGAGGAUAUAACCGAUUUGGGUUCCCAUCUCAUGGCGCAGUACGAGUCUAUCGGUGCUGAUCUGAAGAGUCUGAUGCAAGCCUGGGAAUCCGGAAAAACUUCCCUUGCCCUCAAUAUCGACAGGCACGAACGACGGAUAUCCCAGGCCUCUAGUGGUUUACGAUCACCAGUCCCCAGUCUUGGUGGGUUGACUGCCGUUGAAGAAGGCAGUCCUUCUGACGCCCUCCGAGCCCUGAAUGGUGGCCUGCUCAGCCCACGACAAUCCGCACCAUCAAGCGUAGAAGGCAGCAACUCUGACGAUGAAGUGUUUGAGGCGAUAGCAAUACCCCGAACACGCCCCACACUGUCGAGAGAAGAACGAAUGCAAAAGAUCCAAGAAGACCGGGUCCGCCAGGUCUCCUUACGCGAACAGAGAGAUGCGAACAACAGUAUGCUGAAGGAGUUGGAAUCUGUAAUAAAUCUCCGGCCGCAGAGGAUGAACGCUGCACGCGGAGUAAGAGUAACGAGUCUUUAAUGUUUUUCGAGGGCUGAACUAAUGACAACGCGACACAUACCUCCCAAUCACGUCUGACACGUAUUUGGUUUUCGUUUGCGAGGAAAAUAUGAAC